This is a messenger RNA of Bufo bufo (common toad), 1715 nucleotides long. RefSeq names its product glucocorticoid induced 1 (gene GLCCI1). The transcript is spliced from 8 exons. Lineage: Eukaryota; Metazoa; Chordata; Amphibia; Anura; Bufonidae. The record is from RefSeq and is a predicted model, not a curated record. Gene Ontology annotation, cellular component: cytoplasm. The coding region runs from base 106 to 1587 and encodes 493 amino acids.
CCCCUUACCUCCUCGCCGCUGUGUGUCAGUCGCCGGCCAUUCGGGGGCCGCGGAGGAGCUGCGUCACGGGCUGUGGCGGGGGAGACCGUGCAUCUAGCCGCCGUCAUGUCUUCCACUCAUCCCCGAGUGAAGCGCGGCUCCGGCUCCCCUCCGAACGGCUCAGCACGCCUCCUUCAGCCCAUCCGGGCCACCGUGCCCUACCAGCUCCUGCACAGCAGCCCCAGCCGCUCCCCGUCCGCCUCUGUGGGGAGUAACACCGAGCCGGGCCCCCCGAGUCCUUCCCCACCUUCCCCGCUGCUCCCACAGCCUCACAGCAGCCCGGAGGCGGCCAGAACCCGGAGGAGGAGGAGCACGUCCCCGGACAGGAGGAACGCCGCGUCCCCUGGGAGCAGAGCUGACCAGUCAAAUUCCCAUCCCCUCCGAACAUCCAGCACCAUCAGGCGGACUUCCUCCUUGGACACCAUAACUGGACCCUACCUGAGCGGCCAUUGGCCUCGGGACCCUCACGUUCACUACCCCUCAUGUAUGAACGAUAAAGCCACUCAGACACCGAGCUGCUGGGGAGAAGAGGGCACCGAGAAGAAAAUAAGCCAUCAGCGCUCGGCGUCCUGGGGCAGCGCCGACCAGCUUAAAGAGCAGAUCGCCAAGCUGCGACAACAACUCCAGCGAACCAAGAACAGCAGUCGACAUAUCAAGGAGAAGGACAGUUCAUCGCCUCUCCCGGGAAACCAUAUAGCAACCAGUCAUUCUCAGGCUUCGACAUCCCGAUCCAUCCCUAUGCCCACAGCGAGUAUCCUGGUACCAAAAUCCCUAGGCUCUAGAGUCCCGUAUAAUGUUGAAGGGAUAAGUCCUGAACUCGAAAAAGUCUUCAUAAAAGAAACAAAUGAGAAGGACGGAGUCAAGCCUUUGGAGAUCCCAGAUGGGCGCAGAGCACCGUUACCUUCCACCUACCGUAGCAGCAGCAAUCGCAGCAUCGACACCCAGACCCCAUCAGUCCAGGAGCGCAGCAGCAGUCAUUCACCCUGUGCAUCCCCUUCAUGUCCCCCCGAGUCGCAGGAAGGCAGCCCGUGCUCCACUGACGACCUGCUCUUCGACCGGGAUAAAGACAGUGGGAAUAGCUCACCGCUGCCCAAGUAUGCCUCCUCUCCCAAACCAAACAACAGCUACAUGUUCAAACGAGAGCCCCCAGAGGGAUGUGAGCGGGUCAAGGUCUUUGAGGAGAUUUCGUCUCGUCAGCCGCCCCCUACAGCUCUCCUUUCAUGCCCUGACAAAAACAAAGUUAACUUCAUUCCCACGGGAUCAGCAUUCUGUCCUGUAAAAUUAUUGGGCUCUUUGCUCAUAGCUCCAGACCUAACCUUGAAGACCCCUCCAAACGCAGCUCCGAGUUCUGCUGUGAGCGCAGUGACUGUCGAGCACCUCUCAUCUCGGGUCUCUUCUUCUUCCCUGACCGACAAUGCCACCAGCAAAGUAGACAACACUGAAACCAACGGACAUGCAACCUCGCAAGAGCAGCAAAACGGGGUGGAGCGGCUGUCCGAAGACCAGCUGUCCCCUCCCCAUUCUCCUCACAACCACGUUGUAAUCUAACCCGGGGCAGAGCUGGCCUCUGUGACCGUCACGCUGAACUUGAAGCCAGAUUUACAACGUCUGCAUGUGGUUUGGUUAACGCUGUCUGAUCAAUAUUAAGAAUUCAAAAUUAAAGAAGAAAAACUACU